AUGACUGCUACUCAAAAAGUAUUCGCCCAAUCCUUGUUGCGUUCUGCGAGUUUCAUUAAAGCCAUUGAUGCUGCCACUUCCGUCUACAUUGCUUCUCAAGAAUGGAAGAAUUAUUUACUCUCUUUUAAUAUUGUCUUUCCAGUGCCUUCAUGUACCACUGCGAGUGUCAAUGAUUUUCCAUCCACUCUUGAUUUAUCCAAAAAUGGAAACAUCACCUCCCGAAUGCCAGUCAUCAAUAUGUGUUAUGAAUAUAAUGCAUUGCAUCCUUGGCCACUCAUUCAUCAAAAGGCAGGUCAAUUAUUGAUUUCAACAUUGAAGAAUCGUUAUAACAUUCAGGAUUUACAAGUCAAUUUCACAACAGUGAAUACCACCUUGUUAGGAUAUUUUGGAUCUUUGAAAGCUUUUGUGGAUAGUGGAGAUUGUGAUGUUGCCAUUGCUUCGACGAAUUGGGAUAAUUCAAGAUUGAGUCAAGCUCAUUUUCAAUGUGCCUACGGAACAAGUUUUAAUGGAUAUUUACGUUCUGGACUUGAUAUUGAUACCAUCAAAGUGUCAUCUGUGUAUGAUCUCAAUCAAGCAGCUGUCAAAGUUGCUGUUUACAAAGCAACGACUUAUGAUCAAUGGGCCACAGCUAAUCUUCCUAACUCUCAAAUUAUUCGUUUUUCUGGAGGUUACUACGAAGCUUGGCCAAUGAUUCUCAACAAUCAAGUUCAUGCCUUAAUUACUGAUGCUGCUGACUUGUUGACAUUUUUGGCAGCAAAUAAGGCGAAUUGCACCUCGUGUCGAGUCGAUGUGUUUGGAGAUCAAUUUUCUUUUGGAAGUUUUACAUCAAACAAAAUUACAACCUCACUUGCUACUCGUUCGAUGGUUUUUAAUUUUUUGAUGAUGAUGAUAUUUAUGAUUGGUUUUGAUUUGAAAUCUAUUGCUCAAUUUAGCAUUCAUGACUACACGAAAAACAACAUUCCCCUAAAACAAAAAAGUUUGGUGAUAGUCGGGAUCGAACCGACGACCAAUGGCUUAUUAGACCAACGCUCUACCGACUGA
Naegleria fowleri is the source of this 1041-nucleotide messenger RNA. RefSeq lists its product as uncharacterized. The transcript has 2 exons. The record is from RefSeq and is a predicted model, not a curated record. The coding region runs from base 1 to 1041 and encodes 346 amino acids. Lineage: Eukaryota; Heterolobosea; Eutetramitea; Acrasida; Naegleriidae.